Molossus molossus (Pallas's mastiff bat) is the source of this 1894-nucleotide messenger RNA. It is a transcript of the gene KLHDC8B, whose product is annotated as kelch domain containing 8B. The record is from RefSeq and is a predicted model, not a curated record. NCBI's taxonomy places the organism in Eukaryota, Metazoa, Chordata, Mammalia, Chiroptera, Molossidae. The coding region runs from base 167 to 1246 and encodes 359 amino acids. Gene Ontology annotation, molecular function: protein binding. The transcript is spliced from 6 exons.
CGGAGCCGGAACGGCGGACGGACCCCGCGCCCCAGCGGCACCGGAGCCCCGGCCGGUGAAGGCAAGUUCCCUGAACUGGUCAGACACCCCCUUGUAACCCUGGUAGAGUCAAGAUGAGGCUUUUGUCAGUGAAGCCUGCAGCCUGAGCAGAUAGCAUGGCCUGCCAAUGGAGGUGAACACCAUGGCUACAGGAGGUAGCCGGGCCUUUGCUUGGCAGGUGUUCCCACCUAUGCCCACUUGCCGAGUAUAUGGCACAGUCGCAUACCAGGAUGGGCACCUCUUAGUGUUGGGGGGCUGUGGCCGGGCUGGACUGCCCCUGGACACUGCCGAGACGCUGGACAUGGCCUCACAUACAUGGCUGGCACUGGCACCCCUGCCCACUGCUCGGGCUGGCGCGGCUGCCGUGGUGCUGGGCAAGCAGGUGCUAGUGGUGGGAGGUGUGGAUGAGGGCCAGAGCCCAGUAGCUGCUGUGGAGGCCUUCCUGGCUGACGAGGGCCGCUGGGAGCGUCGGGCCACCCUCCCUCAGGCAGCCAUGGGCAUUGCGACUGUGGAGAGAGAUGGUAUGGUGUAUGCUCUGGGGGGAAUGGGCCCUGACACAGCCCCCCAGGCCCAGGUUCGGGUGUACGAGCCCCGCCGGGACUGCUGGCUUUCGCUACCUUCUAUGCCCACACCCUGCUAUGGAGCCUCCACUUUUCUGCAUGGAAACAAGAUCUAUGUCCUGGGGGGCCGCCAGGGCAAGCUCCCAGUGACUGCUUUUGAGGCCUUUGAUCUGGAGGCCCGUACCUGGACCCGGCACCCAAGCCUACCCAGCCGCCGGGCCUUUGCUGGCUGUGCCAUGGCCGAAGGCAGCGUCUUUAGCCUGGGUGGCCUGCAGCAGCCUGGGCCCCACAAUUUCUACUCCCGCCCACACUUUGUCAACACUGUGGAGAUGUUCGACCUAGAGCAUGGGUCCUGGACCAAGCUGCCUCGUGGCCUGCGCAUGAGGGAUAAGAGGGCUGACUUUGUGGUUGGCUCCCUUGGGGGCCACAUCGUGGCUAUUGGGGGCCUUGGAAAUCAGCCAUGCCCUCUGGGCUCUGCAGAGGGCUUCAGCCUUGCACGGCGGCGCUGGGAGGCACUGCCUGCCAUACCCACAGCCCGUUGCUCCUGUUCUAGUCUGCAGGCUGGGCCCCGGCUGUUUGUCAUCGGGGGUGUGGCGCAGGGUCCCAGCCAGGCUGUGGAGGCUCUGUGUCUUCGUGAUGGGGUCUAAAUGCUGAUGGGACCUUGUCCACUGGGGCAGCCCAGUGCAAAUGUCUGUGUCUCCUUGUACUGCUAAGGAAGCUCACUGUGGCUCCGUGGGAUGCGGGAGGCACAGGAGCGGUCACUUGAAACACUGCCAGGGGGACUUGGGCAGGGGGGCUUCAUCUUUAGCGUAGGAUAUACAUUCACUUCCACCACCUCAUCUCCAUUCAUUUGUGGACCAUGCCUAGCUCCACCCUUGCUCUGGAACCUGCUGGGCCCUCUGUCCAAUGGUGAAGUGGGGGGAGGGGAGAGCUGGCCUCAUGCCCUGCAGGGUCAGUGCCUAUCUGGAUUUGACCUACCCCAAUGACUAUUCCUGAAAAAUCCUAGCUGCCAGCCUGCCUUGGAGGCUCCUGUGGACCCAGGAGAGUUCAGAGCAGGUGGGGGACACAGGAAACGGAAGAGUGGGUGAAGAAACCUCCAAAGGGCCAAAGGAAUGUUGGCUUUGGGCUCUCUACACUAUAGGCUGUGUGACCUUGGGUCAGUCAUUUCACCUCUCUGUGCCUCAGCAUCCUCAUCUGUAAAUGGGGAUCUCUGAAACCUUCCUGCCCUACCUACCUCACAGGGUUGUUGUGAGGACCCAGGGAGUUCAGAUGUGGAAGUAAAAAUGCUGCUAAAA